AUGAUUUACGUUGUUGCAGAUGAUGAUAGUGUUCAUUUCUCACAGAUGUUCAAGAUCCUUGAGGCACUCAAUUUAAGCGAUCUGGUAAAGAGGCUGCAACAUGUCCAGUUCAGCGAAAUCUCAUGGGUUACUGAAAUGCUCGGGAAAGGAAACAAACCACAACUCAUUCUUGAUAAAACCCUAAAGCGAUAA
Messenger RNA from Plenodomus lingam JN3, 192 nucleotides. The record is from RefSeq and is a predicted model, not a curated record. Lineage: Eukaryota; Fungi; Ascomycota; Dothideomycetes; Pleosporales; Leptosphaeriaceae.